Messenger RNA from Bursaphelenchus xylophilus (pine wood nematode), 1200 nucleotides. NCBI's taxonomy places the organism in Eukaryota, Metazoa, Nematoda, Chromadorea, Rhabditida, Aphelenchoididae. The record is from the annotation of a GenBank genome assembly.
AUGAUGAAGGAACCCGUCUCAAAGAUCGAGUUGGCUGAAUUCCCUUUUGGUAAAGACAGAAGGUAAUAGUUACUUAAAACAAUCAACACAACGUGUUUCUAGCAUUAUGAGAUACCGUUUUUUGCAGUUCUUUCGUUAUAUUUUAUCGAAUUCAUUUUUCUUGGGUUAGUUUUUAAGAUUGUGACUUGAAAAUUGUUACGUACGUCUGAAUGAUAUUUUUUGUGUUACACAUGAUUAUUUAUUCUUGCUUUUUUUAUUAAAAUUUUAAAAAAUUUUAAAAAAUAACCAAAAAUAAUAAAAUGUACGUUAUUGAACGUACUAUGGCGUAAUAAUGUGUGGCUUAAAUCCGGAUUCUCUCCCAUUUUUUGUUAUGUAAAAAUAAGUUGUCACGUAAACCAUUUAUUAGGUAAAUCUGGGUAAGAGAUUUAAAGGGUGUAAUUACACCUGUCCUGCAAACGUUAACAAGAUUCCAAACAAAAAAAUGUCCUUUUUUAAUAGCAGGUUCCCCUGAAUUGCCGUGGCAACAAACCCUUCCAUUAGUGAAAUAUCUAGAACAUAAUUUAUGCCGGUGUUCAAGAUUAAUGUAUGAGCAUGAAGCGCGAUAUGACUUAUGACCCGCCGACGGUUUCAUUUACGUCUGUCUGACUAUACGUAAAUUGGUUUCUUUUCCAGAGAUGAAGUUGUUCUGUUGCUUUUGUAGAAGUGGAAAAGAUUCGGAUGCUUACGAGGUGCUGGAAGGGCCUUAUGGCGCUUUGGAAGCGCAAAUCACGUCCCUCGUAUUGGACGAGCAUUAUUACUAUCUCGGACUGUCUGGGUCAACGCUAGAUGUACGAAAACCUUCAUUACUUUCGCUGUCGCUGGAAAUUUUAUUUUCUAAUCAAGACGCAAUUUUAGGGACUGGUUCUUGAACGCCAAGCGCUGAAGCACAAGGUUUACGUCGAGCUGAUGGAAGGAAAGUUGGAAGAAGAACUUCUCACACUUAAAUAUCGCCCCGAAUUUUACUUGUUCUGCGUUGAUGUUAUGUAUCAGAAUGGUCUACCGGUCAACAAACAGAUAGUUGAAAAUCUUCGGAAAACGUGCAAGAAAAUACCCAGUGAACAGAUCGAACAAAUUCUAAGUUGCCUGGAUCGAGUAGAAGGAAAGUCAGAGAAGGACAAGGCGGAAGAGAUCGGAAUCGAGUUUAUCAGUUGUGACCGCUAA